Molecule: messenger RNA, 480 nt
Organism: Cantharellus anzutake
Lineage: Eukaryota; Fungi; Basidiomycota; Agaricomycetes; Cantharellales; Hydnaceae
Exons: 2
Coding region: 161-337 (58 amino acids)
Source: RefSeq, a predicted model, not a curated record
GAUUGUGAACCGUGAAGCGGGGACCGCAAUCGGACCCAGCGAUGAUCAAAAAUCUGUGAUUGGGUUUCCAAUCACCCCCCACGCGCUGAAUCUAGAGGUGAUAAGUCUCUUGCGUUGUGAGGAACUCUCAUCAUAGACGAUGCGCCGCUUUUUAUAGUGGAUGUUUGAGGCGUCCGGGAGCAACUAUUCCAUCAAGAGCAUGUCCACUGAUAUGUACCUCAACGUCGAGGGGGCUGUCAAGCAGGGCGCGAAAGUCAUUUGCUCAAACGUUCCAGACGUUUGGACUGUGAAAGCUGCUGACAUAAGACAUCCUACUAGUAUAAUAUCCCGGUAUUGAUUGUUGAUCUAAUGGAAGCGCUUAUGAUUAAUUUUAUGCACUUUUCAUUAGAAUUUUCUAUCCCGAAACGAACUUGGUUAUCGGUUUUGGUGGUAGCUCAGUACAGGGGGACACGCCGGGGAUGGUCCAGGACCCUGAGACAC